This is a messenger RNA of Knipowitschia caucasica, 1848 nucleotides long. The record is from the annotation of a GenBank genome assembly. Lineage: Eukaryota; Metazoa; Chordata; Actinopteri; Gobiiformes; Gobiidae.
AUGGGGGGGCUGCCUGACGCAUGUGUGGGUGGGCAGGGAGAGGGAGAACCACUGCUGCUGCUGCUGCUGCUGCUGCUGCUGCUGUUUCCCAACACGAGCCUGAUACUUCUGGCUUCAGUCUUGCUCUUGCACCUGUCCUCCUCCUCUGCACCUCCCUCAGGGGAAACCACGUCCUCUGCACCACCCUCAGGGCACACCGCCUCCCGGCGACCUCCUACUGGGACGGACGCCGAAGAGGACGCCCUGUUCGGGGACAUGGCGCCGGAACAACUGGCAGACAUCUUGGUGAAAGCUUUAAGAGACAAGAACAAAGCUGGCGGCGAUAAGGAGGACAAGGAGGACGAGGAGGUCGAGGAGUUAUCAGAGUUAAAGAAAAGACAAGAACCAGAGCUGGACGAGGAGGACGUGUCGCUGGAGACGCCCACGAGAGCAGAAGAAGAAACUGAAGAACUCAGACUACAAACUCAGCAGGAGGAGGAGGAGGAGGAGCAGCUGACGGCGGAGGAGCUGCACAGUCUGGAGACCAUGAUGAAGGAGUUUGCUCGUGUCCGGACGUUAGUGAAGAGAGACUCCAACAGUUUCAACGAGGUCCUGCCCAGAAACAAAAACCAGGAGCAGAGGCGUAAGUGGCAGGAGGAGACACAGAAGGCCUGGAACUUUCCCUUCUUCAACACUGUAGAUGUCACCAACCACCAGGAGGCGCUAGAGGACACAGGACCCAGUGAAGAGACGGAGAAGGAGACUCUGAGUCCUGCGGAGGAGGAGGUGCUGAGUCCUGAGGAGGAGGAGGCUCUGAGUCCGGAGGAGGAGGAGGCUCUGAGUCCGGAGGAGGAGGAGGCUCGAGCCAAAGCCGAGCAGGACGAGAUGCGGCGUCAGGCCGCGGAGGCACAGAGAGCUCGUCUGGAGGAGGAGAAGCUGGCGGACAUUGCCUCAGACAUGCUGCUGCGCUACAUGGGCAAAGAGAGAACAGGCCCAAAGUACAGACCCCUGUCGGACGCUCCAGAGGACAAACGCUCAGACGAACAGACCCAGGACCUGGACCCUCAGACCAUCGAGCAGCUCAUCGAGAUUUCCAGCAAACUGCACCUCCCGGCGGAGGACGUGGUGGACAUCAUCAGCGACGUGGAGAAGAAGAAGAGGAAGGACACGCCUCCUAACACGCCCCCCAGAUACUUCUCUGACCCGGGAACCAGCGACCAGUACCAGGGGAAGCUCCGCGGCUGGUUCCAGCCCAAGACCCAGGACCCCAGGACCCAGGACCUCAGGACCCAGGACCUCAGGACCCAGGACCCCAGGACCCAGGACCUCAGGACCCAGGACCUCAGGACCCAGGACCUUUGGACUCAGGACCCCUGGAGCAAACCCAGGAAGCUGCAGCCCGGGGGAUGGUCUCCGCAAUCUCCCGAUGACUGGCUCAAACCGGUUCCGUAUCCUGUUCCUUAUUACCACAGAUACCCACCUGCCUACUACCCGCUCCCUCUAGCGCCGCCCCCUAGGCCUCUCCCUUGGUACUACAACCCUUAUGCUUACAACCGCUUCUUGACAAACCCGGUCGGCUCUUACGCCCCUGGUUCUCGGACUUCAAACCUCGGCCCUGGUUGGCGUUUGCUCCAAAGACCAGCACCGUAUUACACCAACAGGGGGCGCUACCUGAACCCAUGGAGCUUUAAGAUCAAGGCCCCGCCAAACCGACCCCCGUCCCGGCAGCAGCAGUGGUUAGCCUCAGCUGCUAGCCCUCUGGGGAAAGAGGCUAAUGCUAAAAAGACUUCCAUGACCCUGAGCAGGAGAGAGGGUCUGGAGCGGUUCCUGCAGCAGCUGCUCCGGAACAAGCCUCCAGUGUUGGACUGA